AUGGAAGCGCUACUCGGUAUAGAAGUUGCGCUUCGGGAGAAUACUCAACACGAAGUGGCUCUUCUCGAGAAGAUAAAGCAGAUUGCGGACCAUAGUGCGCCUCUUGUUCAAGAAUUACAGGACGAGGUCUCAAAGUUUGCAAAGGAGUAUUGGUUUCUGGAACGGCAAUGGUGGGAAACAAAGGCUUCAUUUAAGGACAGCACGCUAACUAGAGGCAUGGAUCUAUGGCGCUCACAUCCGAAAUGGUAUAUGCACCGUGUGCUUCGCGAAGACUGCGUUGGAAGAGGGGGAUGCUGUGGAAGAAACUGUGGGUGCUGUUCCAAUCGCCAGAACAUCCUACGAAAGUUCGCAAUCGGCCAUUGCACUGUGGAGUGUUCCUGUUGCGAGCGAGCCCGAGGCUUUGAACUCGAUCCUAAGCAAAAGGCACAAAUUCAAGAAACAUUCAAACUCGAACUUGCUGGUCCACAUCCGUGGUAUUAUUAUCGGAUUCUGCUCGCUUCUUUUUUGGGGUUGAUGGCUGGUAACGACGGUAACCCAUUUGAUCUUAUUGAUGAUCCGCCGCCUAGAUAUGUGCCUACGACGACAUUUUGA
Molecule: messenger RNA, 591 nt
Organism: Penicillium lagena
Lineage: Eukaryota; Fungi; Ascomycota; Eurotiomycetes; Eurotiales; Aspergillaceae
Exons: 1
Coding region: 1-591 (196 amino acids)
Source: RefSeq, a predicted model, not a curated record